Molecule: messenger RNA, 2757 nt
Organism: Pochonia chlamydosporia 170
Lineage: Eukaryota; Fungi; Ascomycota; Sordariomycetes; Hypocreales; Clavicipitaceae
Product: glycosyltransferase family 2
Exons: 5
Coding region: 1-2757 (918 amino acids)
Source: RefSeq, a predicted model, not a curated record
AUGAGAGGAUUCUUUAGCCGGAAAGAGGCUGCUUCCCCGGCGGCGUCAGUCCACGAGCCUGAGUCGCAUAUGCAGCGCAACAGGUCGUUUGCUACAAUUUCUGCGAGUUCCGUCGACUCGCAGCCUCACAGAUCUGGUCAUCACACGCCGUACAACGCCCACUAUGAUGAUGAGUUUCGGUUCAAAACGAUGGUCACGUACCUACAUAAUAGGGCAGCCGCAAGUGGUUGGAUCCCACCCGAUUCGAUGAGAUGCCACGACGACUGCUUCGGUGUUCUUCUGCGACGAUCUCGUGGAAAUUACAUCACUGCACCUCAUCCUCUAAGUCACAUACUUCUUGGGGCGGUUAUCAGACUCAAUCUUAAUGUAGCGAUUACAAUGCGACCGCAGAUGCUGGACGGAAUUCUCGCUUCAUUGAACCCCGGGCAGACGGACUUGAAGUUCAAGGACGGCUCUCAGAUACAAGUUCUCGACUCUUUGACUUUUGCGCAGCCCGCGACUGUGAAGAAGUUUCAGUAUGCGUGUGUGUUUAGGCAAGAGCGUCUGAUUCUUGUUUGGCAUGAUGAUUUGGUGAACAUUGUGCCUCAAGCGACACAUAUCGAAGAAAAGCUGCUUACUCUGGUCUGGGGAGAAGGACGACUGCCUUUCAAUAUCCUACAGAUGCCAAGUCGAGCUCCGUCGAUCAUGUACGGCUCCGGCAUUUCCAGUCCAAACGGAACAGCAACCCCAGCUCUUGGCACGACUACUCCUGGACUCCUGAGCCACGGGAACAGCAGUGAAGAUGUUUUGGAGAAGAAUGCCGCCGAUAUGGAGAGACCGGAAUCUGUAGCUCGACCCGUCGCCCGCUCAUCUGCCGUAUUCAUCGGAUGCGCAAUGUGUCUAUCCAUCUGUCUACUAUGCGGCAUCUAUCUAGGCAAACUGAUCAGCGAGUGUAUCCUCGCCAACGACUGGACCCGAAUGGCUCUCGUCAUCCCCAUCCCACUGCUCAUGUGUGUCUCCCUAUUCUUCUUCCAAGUCAUCUUCACCAACAUCUUCCAAAUGAUCGGUCCCAUCGGCGGUGUGCACACCAACUCACGCUACUUUUCCGCGCACAAGCCGUGCCUGAAGCGAGCAUACGCCGACGGCUUCGUGCCCCCCAAAAUCACCAUCCAAAUGCCCGUGUACAAGGAAGGCAUGGACUCGGUCAUCAUCCCUACCGUGCGCAGUCUCCAGUCCGCCAUGUCGUACUACGAAUCGCACGGCGGGUCGGCCAACAUAUUCAUCAAUGACGACGGUCUGCGCGCCGGCUUGACGGAUGAGGAGGUGCAGCAGCGGAAGAACUUUUACCUGGAUAAUAGGAUCGGGUGGGUUGCUCGACCGAAGCAUAACGGGGAGGAAGGGUUCGUGCGCAAGGGCAAGUUCAAGAAGGCGUCGAAUAUGAACUUUGCGCUGAAUAUUUCGCAAAAGGUCGAGACGUAUAUGCAGGAGUUUGCGGAUGCGAGAUUGUCGGAGAAGCAGAGCGAUCUUGUUACCGAGGAAGAGGAGGAGGAGAUGUAUCAGACGGCGUUGGCGAGGGUUCUGGAGGAGAAUCCGCUUGCGUGUGCGGAUGGGGAUAUCCGUGUUGGAGAGGUGAUUCUCAUUGUUGACUGCGAUACGAGAGUGCCGGAAGAUUGUCUUCUUUAUGGCGCUGCGGAGAUGUUUCUGUCUCCGGAGGCGGCUAUUGUGCAACACUCUACGGGUGUGAUGCAGAUUACGCACGAUUACUUUGAGAAUGGGAUUACUUACUUCACCAACUUGAUCUACUCGUCUAUCCGUUUCUCCAUUGGGUCUGGUGAAGUGGCUCCUUUUGUUGGGCACAAUGCCUUUCUCCGAUGGCAAGCUGUUCAAGAUGUUGGAGUCCGUGAUGAAGACGGCUACGUCCCAUACUGGUCGGAGAGCCACGUCUCCGAAGACUUUGAUAUUGCCCUCCGUCUCCAGAUGAAGGGCAACGUCAUCCGCGUCGCCGACUACCACGACAACGAGUUCAAAGAAGGCGUAUCACUCACCAUCUACGACGAAAUCAACCGCUGGCAAAAAUACGCCUACGGGGUCAACGAAAUGAUAUUCCACCCCUUCCACCGCUGGAUCUACAAAGGCCCCUUCACGCCCCUCUUCUACACCUACAUCACAUCCAACAUUAUGCUUUCUUCCAAAAUCUCCAUCCUCGCGUACAUGUGCUCUUACUACGCUCUCGGCUCGGCAUUAUUCCUCACCACGCUGAACUACUUCAUCGUCGGCUGGUUCCGCGACGACUUGGCCUCAUGCUACCUCACAUCGUGGAACGUGUUCCUCUCGCUGGUUGUCGUGUUUAACGCGUCUGGACCUAUUGCGCUGGCGAUUGUGCGGUAUCGCAGCGGCGAGAAGUCCCUUCUUAGAGCGCUGAUCGAAAACUUCAAGUGGAUGCCUAUGAUGACGGUCUUCUUUGGAGGUAUUUCGUACCACAUCUCGAAUGCUCUGCUGGCGCACUUGUUCCAUGUGGACAUGGAGUGGGGUUCGACGUCCAAGGAGAAGGAGGAUAGCAACUUCUUCCAGGAGAUGCCGCGAAUUUUCAAAACGUUCAAGUACAUGUAUCUUAUUAUUACGUUGCUUGUCGGGGGGAUGGUUUACUUGGGGGCUUUUGCGCCGCCGGACUGGGCUAUUACUGACUUUUCGGUCAUUGUGCCGCUGGCUGUGAAUUUGGGAUUUCAUGCGUUGGUGCCUCUUGUUUUGAAUCCUAGCUUGAUGGUGUUUAACUACUAA